UUAUCAUUGACUGCAGCCAUGAUUGAGAUCAGCGCUCGUCUCACUCGAGGAGCCGUUUACUUCACUGAAGAGACCAUCAAAUGUGUGAUCACUUUCACGAAUGUCAACCAACUGUCCAUUCAUAGCAAUCACAACAACCACAGCAAUGGCUUAAAUGGCGGACCGAGUGGUGUGAAGACCAGACCACCGAAGGACAGGGAAGUGGAGACUCUUUGUUGGGCCGGCGUUCAGAUCCACUGUUACUGCAGUGUGGAUGAGACCAAAGUGGUGGACAACGAUCACCAGUCUUCAGCGCCGGCAGUUCAGACCUCAACGGACACGUCAUUCAAUCCGUGUCUAAUGAGGGGAGAAAAGGGUCGCGUUUUAUACGCUUCCAGUCCUAAGAUAUUGUUCUGUGAUCUCAACCUUUCGCCAAACGAAAGCAAAUGCUAUGCCUAUAGCGAGACGAUACCCGAUUGGGUUCCGCCCUCUUAUAAUGGCCUCAAAGUGAAAUACCACUACAAGCUAUCCAUCGGCACUCAGAGGGUUAACGCAUCCAUUCAGUUGCUGAGGAUCCCCAUCCGCAUCCUCUCCAUCGACAAUCACUGCAAUCCCAACCCAAUCCCCAAUUCACUGAAUGCCAAACACCGGAACUCCAAUCAAAAUCACGAAUCAAAUGAUGACACCAGCGAUGAGUGCUUCGUUGACGAUCCCAAACGCAAAGACUCUGUGGUGUCGACGGAGUCCACGAACUGUGCCCUCAAUGAGACCAACGACUCGUCGCCUAACACUGUGUUAGACGUAUCGCUUCAUAGACUCGACUGUUUGACUGCAAAGCGUUGUCCACAGAGUUAUGUCAUAACAAACCAAUUGGGAAAAGUGGCCAAAUUUUGUGUCUUGAAGGGCACCUUCAAAUUGGGCGAAGACAUUGUAGGCAUUUUCAAUUUCGCUGAAUCUACCGUUCCCUGCGUUCAGUUUUCUGUGACUCUUCAGAGCGAAGAAGUGAUUCGAGAGGAAUAUCGCGUUAAAGACUUGAAGCCCUCGUCAUUCACUCAGACGACAAGUUAUGGCAAAUACAACGAGUUUUGUCUUCACAUGAAUCACUCGCAAAUGAUACUAUCGGUGCCGUUGACCGUAACGCCUACUUUCGUCAGUGAUAUGAUAUCCCUUUCGUGGAAACUUCACUUCGAGUUCGUGACCACAAAGCCAGAGGACACGCAGAACACGGUUCGCACGGAUUCUCAGGGAGUGAUGGAACAGUCGCCGGCACUUCUGAACGUGCAGACAAUGGUGUGGGACCUACCGAUCCUUAUAUACGCCACUCAUCCCAUUCAAGUGGCCCGAGGUUUUCAAAUACCUGCCGCCAGUACUCUAACUGUUUAGUCCAUUGGACGCAACAGUCUAUUGGAUUUAGUUAUAUAUUUAUUUUAAAUUAAUUAUACAAUU
This is a messenger RNA of Oppiella nova, 1425 nucleotides long. The record is from the annotation of a GenBank genome assembly. Lineage: Eukaryota; Metazoa; Arthropoda; Arachnida; Sarcoptiformes; Oppiidae.